GCCACUCCGGAUCGGGCUGGCGGGACCUGCUUUGCGCAAGGCGCCGCGGAGCGCGGAAACCGGAGCCGGCGGCGGCUGCUGCUGCUGCUGAACCGGAGUGCGGGGCAGCGGCGGGCAGAGGAGCGACUCCGGAUUGAGGGCCGGUCGCAGCGGGCGCGCUUGAAUCCCCCGGUUCGGUCCGGCCCGGCGCGCCGCCUUUGCAACUCUCGUCCGGGCGCAGCGCCGUCCGUCCGGCAGGAAGAUGCGGCGGCGGCGAGGGCGAGAGCCGCCGCGGGAGCCGGAGAUCAUCCAGAGUGACUGUUUGGUUUCCUGUCCAAGCAUGGCGGCCAGAUAGCGUGUACAAUGGCAGAGAAGCGCCUCUUGGAAGUGGUGAGUGCCAUGAGUUACAGCAAGUUCCCUCGACUGGAGGUGGAACCAACCCACGUCCACCCAGUGGGCUUUUGCAGGGCGAGCAGGCUGCCUGACCUCACCAUGGAAGACCAUUACGGUUACAAAGGCUCCUAUUUUACUUACCCACUGCAGUGCCACGAAGGGCCCAAAGCUUUGGCUCACUGGUCUGCUGCCGAGACCUACGGCCCUUGCCCUGGAGGCACGCCUGGCCAGUCUCCAAGGACUGAGAAAGUGACGUACAAGCCAGAAACCGAAGGCCUGGAGGCCCGACAGAGAGUCCCAGGCUCCGAGAAGAUUGGUGAAUGUGUCGCCCGAGAGCGGUGGGCCAGCUACGUGGGCCAUGCAGGCGUCAUUCAGCAAGGCUGGAUACAGGGGUACCCAGCCCAACAGCUCCCUCCAGCUCCUGCGGUUUGCACCACCUUGGCAGCCCCCAAACCGGUUUACCGAAGCCACCCUUAUGGGGCGGAAUCUGGCUACUCCCCAAGAAGCUGCCUUGCCUUGCGAAUGCAGAUGGAAAACCUCUCAAAGCGUCUCGAAUGGCCUCCCCCUCCCUCGGUUUUGCCCACCACGGGCACUGAGAGUCGUGGUUACAGCACAGCCGGGCCCAAGAAAGCCUUGGCGGCUGACGCUGGUGCCUUGCAGUUCCAGCAGGGGUCCAAAGAGGGCACUGCCCAUUCUGCUGGCUUCGUGCCUUACCAUAAGGUGUUUGAGAAAUGCCAGGGGACGCAGGGAGCCUCUUCCCUGGAUGUCAGCUACCCAGCUGUAUGCCAGAAAAGCAUCCCGGAGACCCCAGGUAGCAAUCCCAGCAAACACACAUGGUCCAGGCUUCCUCCUCCUGCUCCUCCUCCUCCUUCCAGCUUGCUAGUGAAUCCCCAGGAUCUGGCAUAUCAGGAGAGAUCACCCAGAUGCUACCCCCUGGGAUCCUAUGCCCUUGCCUCUCAUGAACAGAUGUUGUUGUAUCACCAGAGCUACAUGCAAGCAGAAAAGUCAAACUCGGUCUUUGCUGUGGCGGCCUGCAAAGGUUUUGGGUCUCCAAGCAGUGAAGAUGGCCAGCCGUUCCCCGGGUCAUAUUUUCAGCAAACCUCUCGCAGCUACUAUCCUGGUCAUCUGCAGGGCUAUCUCUACCAGGCUGUUGGCCCGUCUCCAAUGACCCCCCCUGAGCUUCACCCUUCAAGGGAACACGAGCACCCACAGAACUCAACGACCAAGGGGGACUUUGCCCCAAAGACUCCUGUUUCUGCCUGUGCUCUGCCUGAAAAGGCUCCCCCAGCUUGUAGUCCUUGGCGCAGCCAAGGUGGUCUUCCGGACUGGUGCGAGAGCAGCUGCGUUGCAAGAGAAGCCAGCACAAAUUCUGGUCUGCAGCCUUUCUGCCAAGUAGACCGGCUGUCUCAUUGCUCCAGCAGAGUUGGAAAGAUGCAGGAAAGUGGCUGCAAGGAGGAUCUUUGCCCACCAGAAAAAGUGACUGUGGGGGAAGAGGAAUCUUCUGAGACACAUAAAAAAUUCUCUUUAACCUCUGAAUCUUGGAAGAGGAACACCAGCGCCCACAACGAUGAAGCAGGAGCCCGCAUAGUUAUUUCCGAUAGCCCGAUUAUCUCCCAAAAUUCCUGCUCCAAACACGACCUGCCCAAAAAUGUUCUCAAGGCUUCUAACAUCCAGUGUAUAUCUAAUGUACAGUGGUCUCCGGAGGAACAACCAAAGGGUGUUCAUAAACAGCGUGAAGGUUCCUCAACGUCAUCUUCUCCUCCUAUGCCAGUUAUCAAUAAUGUUUUCAGCCUGGCUCCAUACCAAGCAUACUUAGAAGGUUCUGCUGAUUUGGUGGAACUGGACGCCUCUAAAAGUUGCCAAGCUGAGGAGCUGUCGCCCAGGAGCAGAGGCAAGAGCGUGGAAGAUGAAGGUCUCCCUUGGGCAGCCUCUAAAAGAUUGACCGAAGAGUCUAGGGUGGAUCUGCCUGGGGGGAAAGAAGCCGUCUGCAAUGCAGUAACAAAAGUUGGAGAUGCAGGCAUGAGUAAGAAUAGUGUCCAGUUAGAGCGAGGGAGUGGAGAUUAUGCUGGGCCUUGGGAAAACUUCAAGGUCAAGCUUUUGAAUCCAAACGAUCCUGUGUCUUGCCAGCUGUCCCCUGCCAGUUGUUCCAAUGGUAGACUUGAGAGACUUGCUGAAGAAGACCAUGUGUUAGAUCUCAGCUUUAAAAUGGAAGGCCUGGCAGAGGGACCUGGUCUUCAGCAGCUGCCCAAGAAACCUGAGGCUCCAGACAGUGGUUCAAAGAUCAAAGGUGAAGUGAAAGAGAGACCAGCCCACAGCCAGGAGACCAUCUCAGAGCUAAGCAGAGAAGCCUUGGUGUUACCUGUCAGCAGUGGCUCUAGGGGUAGCAGACAUUUCCACAGCUCUGCGGCAUUUCUUUUCAAGAAAUUCAGAAUCCUUAAAACACAUGCGGCAGAGGCUGGCUGCGGGGCCAAGGAUGUCUCUCUUCAAAGAGGUUCUGACUCACAAGUAACUCAGCAAAAUGCCCCCUUGGUUGGGUCCAGCCUUCACCAAGCUGUGACUCCAUUUGAAAUGCCGAUUUUGCAGAACAAAUGCCUUAAUGCUCAACUGCCAGAUGCUUCAGUACCCUUGCCUCCUAGUGCCCCUCCUGGCUCCCCUGUGCUUAGAGAGGCCCAAGUUCUGGAUCCCGCCACCGGAAAGCCUCUUGAUCAGCAAAAUUCACCCAGGCAGUAUUUCACUGCUUUGCACACCUCUGUUUGCACCAGAAUUUCUUCUUCGGUGUCUACCUCCUUCCCUGAUCAACUCAAGGAAUGGUUGGAGAUGGCCGAGUCCACUGUGGAGCUGCAAGAGAAGACAGUCAGUUCCACCAAGCCCAAAAAUGCCCCAAAGGUCUCUGAAGCUCCCAAACCCUCUUGGGGCAAAGAGAUCUGGUUGGCCUUUAAGGAUGUAGCAGUGCUUGUCAGGAAGUUGCUAUCUCAGCUGGAGACAUUCUUGUUCACUCACAAGUGCCCCUUUCCUCAUGUGAUUCGAGCCGGCACCACCUUCAUCCCUAUUCAUGUGGUGAAAGAGGAACUGUUCCCCAACCUUUCUGGUGUGUCGGUUGACCAUGUCUUGCAGGACCACAAGGUAGAGCUGCGUCCUACCACCUUGUCUGAAGAGAAGGCGUUGAGGGACUUGGACCUCAAGAGCUGCACUUCUCGGAUGUUGAAGCUGCUGGCAUUGAAACAGCUGCCAGACAUUUACCCCGACCUCUUGAACCUCCACUGGCAUGAGUGCGUCAAGCAGCAGCUUGGGGAUCCUGUGAGGGAGAUCCCAAACACUGAUGUUGAGGCUUUAGGAACGGAUGCAGCCACAGAGUCCCUUGGCCAGGACUCCAGAGGGAAGAGUACCAAAGGCAAAGCAUGUGGAUUGGCAGCCUGUCUUGGGACUACAUGCCAACCAGUAGAUAAAGAAACCCUUCUCAGUUGUUCCUCACCUUCCCUCCAACAUGAUUGUAAGCUAAAGGGGAUGAAGGCGCUUCCUAAGGAAGACGCAGCCUUGGAGACCAAGGGAUUCAUUCUUUGCUCUGGUGCUAAGAGGCCAUCCCAACGCCCAAGGACUCUUGAGCUUAAACUGACUGCUAAGGUUGCUAGGAGGACAACCAGGACCUCAAAGAUCCUUCACCUCCAGAAGUCUGUGGUUCACAUCCAGUUCCAGAACGCUCUUCAGGAUAUUCAAGGACCUCAAGUUCUUGGUUCUUCAAGGAAAAGAAAGCAAGUGCCACCACCACUCCUCCUGAAGCGUUUCAAGCGGCGGAGAUGCAGUAGUGCCAGGGUCUCUGCCUUGCCCUCCGAGUAUCCAGAACUUGUUGGGAAGAGAAUCCGGCACUUGUACGAGGAGAAGGACAAGACGGAGGCCUGGUAUCAGGGGGUGGUGCUUCGCAUUCACAAACACCACAAAAACCCUUUGAAGACGGUUUAUGAGGUGAAGUACGACAGUGAGCCAGAGUGGCAAUAUUACCUCGAGAUUCUGCAGGAUUACAAGAAAGGUUGGGUGAAGCUGGAUGAAUGAGAGUUGGGUGUGCAUGUGUGCGAAAGAGAGGGAAGAGGGGCAGUUUGGUUCAUCCUGCUGUUGGAACACAGUUGAAAAUACAAACAUGUUUCGAGGUUAAGACUGUUUGGCACAGGCUUAAUCAUGACACGCUUUGGAUGAAGGUGACCUUGGCCUGAUAGUCCUCUUGUGGUGCUCAACACCUCAGGGCUCCAUGUCAUGUCCAGAAACCCCACCACCCAUGAGUCGCUUCCAGGUUACUGUUUGAACCAGAGCUGGGUUUACAAAAUGGCUUCCUGUUGUCCCAGCUGACCCCAGAGGUGAAAUAUGAAUCUUACUGUAUACUUUACACAUCUUCUACAUGGGUGGAGCUCUGAGGACAUCCCAGGAAAUUUCCCUGAUGGGGAAAUUUCCUCUAUCCUUGGUUCUGGCUUGUUACAACAGGUGUGAGUAGUGGGUGUGCUGAGUUCCCAGAACGCUUUGUCUGGGGCUAUUGUGGGAAACCCAGGGGAUGGCUACUGAUAGCUGCUGGUCCUGCUUGGAACACGGAGGGGGACCCUGGGCAGGUGGCUGAUGAUCACCCUGAGAAGUUCCAGCCCUUCAUUUUUGACCAAAGCAACCUCACUGGAGUAGCCAUGUCUGCAGAAAAGCAGUGGUGCGCACACAAUGGAGGUAGCAUCUGUUGUUCCCAGGCCAUGCUGCUGGCAUGUUACUUUUACCCAGCUGUGUCUGUACAGCUCCUUCAGGAAGAGGAUCCUUGAGGAACAUCAGAACUGCUUGUCCUGCGGUUGAACGUAGUCUGUCCUCUUGUUGGCCCUCCCAGGUGAACCAGACAGGAAACAUGGCCAGAUGAGCUAAUUCUACUUUAUUGUAAGGCUACCUUAACAGAAUCUUGCAAGUCUGAAAGUACAGAUCUCCUGCCGUCCCUUUUGACAGCCUGAUCUUUUGGGGUGGAUCCUUCCUAAGUUCCUUUCUCUGACCAUUAUGCAGCUCUGGACUCCUCCCUCUUUUAUCUGAUCGUUCUCUAGGCAGCAUCUCUUCCCCUGGUCCCUGAUGGUCAUUCCCGCAUACCAUCACACUUGUAAGUCUCUGCACUUGUUAGGUUCUUGAGUUGACCCUGCUAGAAGAAGGCAACUAUUGGGGAGCCACAAAUAUCUUUCCAAGGCUUCUCUUGACUGAACCUCCCGCGGGUGUAGUGACUUCCAGAUCCUCCGAUGUUUUCCAGUUGCACUCGAUAGAUUUUAGCCACAUCAUAGUGCAUGUAUCAUGCUUUGUGAUAGGGAAUUGCACCCGCCUACUGCGUGGUCCAAUUCCCUAAACUCCUACUCCAUCAUCAACCCUGAUGAGGAGUGCUUUCAAGACAGAAGUCCCAGGUAAAUUGUGGGAAGAUGGGAGAAACGGGCCCCUUCUUCCAAAGCUUGAUUUGAAAGCAAAGCCGUUUCUGAUGUCUUCCAGUGGUCAGACUACAUUGCCGGGUAGCUCCUGGUGACUUGACUUUGGGGGGGGGGGGUAAUGCUGGAAAAAGGCCAUGCCCAAGGUGGAAACAGGAUUUGCAGGGACACCCCUUUGCAGGGUGGGAGUUUAGAGAAGCCCAUGCAUUCCACUUAGCUGCAAUUUGACCAAUGUGCUCCGAGCCUGAUAACGAUUUUCCACCGUAAGGGAUUUGAGCCACAGUCAAGUGUCAGAGAUGUCAGAUUGAUUUUCUGCAACAGCAGGGAGGAAUCCUUGAAGGGUGAAGGGAGCCCCUGCAGGAAAAACGUGCCACUGCAGAUGCAUGCACUUUUGCAGAUGCUGACUGCAGCCAGGAAAUCAGAAGACGCUUUAAUCCUUGGGAGAAGAGC
Messenger RNA from Candoia aspera, 6239 nucleotides. RefSeq names its product chromosome 13 C15orf39 homolog (gene PRMT2IP). Bases 343 to 4419 code for a protein of 1358 amino acids. The transcript is spliced from 3 exons. The record is from RefSeq and is a predicted model, not a curated record. NCBI's taxonomy places the organism in Eukaryota, Metazoa, Chordata, Lepidosauria, Squamata, Candoiidae.